Hydractinia symbiolongicarpus is the source of this 2640-nucleotide messenger RNA. RefSeq names its product lysyl oxidase homolog 3A-like. Gene Ontology annotation, biological process: peptidyl-lysine oxidation. Lineage: Eukaryota; Metazoa; Cnidaria; Hydrozoa; Anthoathecata; Hydractiniidae. The coding region runs from base 168 to 2585 and encodes 805 amino acids. The transcript is spliced from 12 exons. The record is from RefSeq and is a predicted model, not a curated record. Gene Ontology annotation, cellular component: membrane. Gene Ontology annotation, molecular function: copper ion binding; protein-lysine 6-oxidase activity.
AAGCGGUGGAGAGCGGGUGUGUAUUCCUCCACCGUUUGAAAAUAAUGAAAAAAAAACACAGAGAAAUCUUUACAAGACCGUUAAGAAAACAGAUGAAAAAUAUUUUAAUAUCAACUUAAGAAAAAAAAACUAUCAUUUGUAAAUUUGUUUUGCUUAACAAAAUCACCAUGAAGACUCGAAUGUUGCCAAGUUUAAUGAUGAUUUGUUGUGUAUUAGUAACUGUGUUAUCGAGGAAACACAAAAGUCGAUUUUCCAUUCAUCUGAUAGGCGGUAGAACGCCGAACGAAGGAUAUCUUGGUGUACAUGAGUAUGGUUCAUGGCAUUACGUUUGCAAUUCGUUUUGGGAUCGAAGGAAUUCUAAAGUCGUCUGCCGUCAACUUGGCUACGCGAAAGCUAUAUACGAGGCGUCUAAAAGGACUUUGGAAAGUGAAGUAGAGGGUCGAAGUUUUCUUAGCGACGAAAUCAUUUGCGAGGGAAGUGAGAGUUUAUUAAGCGAUUGUAGACGCAAGCCGCUUCGAAGAUAUCAUUUAUCAAAUCAGUGUAGUUUGAGCAAGUCUAAAGUUUAUAUUACGUGCUCGAGAAGAAAAGAUAAUGACGUCAUUAAGCCUAGGCGUGAAGUUAAGAAGCAUCCUAUUCGCUUACAACCAACUGAUGGCAGCCAAUCAAAUUCAAGAUUUGUCUCAUCAGGCUUACUACAAGUUUUUGUACAAAACAAAUGGUUUGAUGUGUGUGCUGAUAACUGGAGUCAUGAAAACUCGCAAAUUGCUUGUUCGCAGCUAGGAUAUCCUGUUUACAAGGAAUAUUCCAGCGCCUCCAACAACAUCAGCGUGUUUUACUUCAAUCGCGUUAUUCACUGCAACGGAAAAGAAUCACUACUUUGGGAAUGUCAAAUGAAAAACAUAUUUUCGGAACCGUGCAAAAGCAGAAAGCCUCUAUUGUUGACAUGUUCAAAUCUUGAUGAGAAUGUUGUUAUUACUGAAAAGAACGGUGAAAUUCGUCUCAGAGGAGGAUACGACGAUGCAUCUGGAAGAGUAGAAUUAUUUAACGGAGUUGAGUGGGGAACGGUAUGCGACGACGGCUGGGACAUUCGCGAUGCAAAUGUUGUGUGUCGACAGUUGGGCUUUGGUUCUGCGUAUGAAGCCACCCACUGGGCUGAUUAUGGAGAGGGUUUGGGAAAGAUACUUCUAACAGAUGUAAAUUGUCAUGGUAACGAGUCUAGCAUUAAAAAUUGCAGAAAAAAGAUCCACAACAAUUCGUGCACCCAUUCAGAAGAUGCAGGUGUGAAAUGCCAUGCACCAAAGUCAAAACAGAAGGUUAUACGAUUAGUUGGUGGUACACGUCACGCUGGUCGUAUUGAAGUUUUAAUCAAAGGUGAAUGGACUGGCAUCUGUGGAAUAGGUUUCACACAAAGAGAGGGACAAAUAGCAUGCAAAGAGUUAGAUUUAGGCUUUGUUAAAUGGGCUUCAAGGUCUUACAAAUACGGAGUAAAUUAUCGCAAGAGAAUGUAUGAUGUGCGAUGUCAUGGCAACGAAUCAUCCCUGUUUGAAUGCAGCUAUGGAAGCAGUGGUCGUUGCCGUUAUUAUGAUAUGGCCAGUGUUGUUUGUUCAAAGUGUGAGUUCCACUGGUGUCACAAACUUGUGUUCUGUGCAACCCUGUUUUGCCACUUUAACCCAAUCUCCUUUCUCAUGUUGUCUUUCUUUAAACACAUUUAUAGAAGUCCAGAAAAAAUUUUGAGCCCCAUUUUUACUUACGAUUUCGGUUUAGACGCCCCUGAUCUUGUUAUGGACAUCUCAAAGUUUAAAGAGAGCAUCAAGGUUGAAAGCCAUACGUUAUGGGAACUUAAAUGUUCGUACGAGGAGCGGUGUUUAGCUCCUAUUGUUGACAAAUAUUUCGAUGUCGACAAUUCCAAGAAAAGACACCUUUUAAAAUUCACAUCGCGUAUUUUGAACAAAGGUGCGGUGAGCUUUCGACCAUUUUCUGAUAAGAGCGACUGGCAAUGGCACCAAUGCCACGACCAUUAUCAUUCCAUGGAAACGUUUGCGCAGUAUGAUAUUAUUGAUUGGCGAGGCUAUCGUGUUGCUGACGGACACAAAGCCAGCUUUUGCCUCGAAGAUUCAGAAUGUGAACCAGGAUUUAAGAAGGUGUACAACUGUACAGAUAAAGGUGAUCAAGGCAUCUCCCAAAACUGUGCUGAUAACUAUAAAAAUACAAUCGACUGUCAGUGGAUUGACAUCACAGAACUUCAAGAAGGAAACUAUUCAAUACGCGUGCAUGUUAACCCUACACAAUACGUGGCAGAAAGUGAUUGGUUAAACAAUCGUGCAGUAUGUGAAAUAGAAUACUAUGACACAGAUGUAAAGGUCAAAGGUUGCACAACAGAUCCGUGUUAUCAAGAAUCGUUUGGUGGAAAUUCGUUCGGUCAUUGCUGUCAUUUUCCCUUCGUGCAUAACAACACGACAUAUUAUACUUGCAUCACGGAUAGUGACGAAAACCCUUGGUGUUCCACCACGGUUAACUUUGAUCAGGACAAAAAGUGGGGUUAUUGCAGUGAAACAAUAGAAAAAACGCAACUCAAAAAGAGCUAGAUAUUGUAUAUUUGUUUUUAUGAACACAAAACGUGAAUAAAUUUCUUAAGUAAUA